Hyaloperonospora brassicae is the source of this 336-nucleotide messenger RNA. The record is from the annotation of a GenBank genome assembly. Lineage: Eukaryota; Oomycota; Peronosporomycetes; Peronosporales; Peronosporaceae.
AUGGACAGCGAGGACGCGGCCACGCGCGUAUCCAAGCGCAAGCACGCCACCUCAAGCGUCCGCAAGCUGCUGCGCUGGGACGCCACGCGCUGGCAGCUGUUCGAGCGCACGCUGCCGUACACGACGCGCCUCAAGAGCGCGCCGCCGUUACACCUGCGCGCCCCGCUUGCGUCUUUUCGAAAGAGUCAUGCGCCGUCGGUGGUGAUGGAGCAACCGAUUGUCCGUACGCGCUCGGCGUCUGUAGUGAAUCUGGGGCUCGUGAUUGACGCGACAGGCAGCGACACGAGUCUGCACGAUUUCAAGUGCACUGCGGUUGAGGUUGUGCUGUGGGAGUGA